AUUAAUGUAAAGUUUGCCUGUUCAAAAAAAAUUAUAAUCUAAAAUGAAUCACAUUUUAAAGGAGUCGGAACCAUAAUAUUUGUAUCCUUGCUGGCAAUGUUUUAAGUUUCAUAACAAUCACAACAAAAUUUCCAAUAUAAAUUUUAAUUAUUUUUAGUUAGACUUUUUACACAUUAAUUAGAGGAAAUAUUCAACCCUCAUACUAAUUCCAUGUGUACUUUGAAAGUUAUAAAUAUUGUUAUCUUAUUUGAUUAUAUAUACUGUUAGAAGUAGAAGUAUAAUCUACUAAGAAUUAAGAAAUUAUACUAUGAUGGCCAGAAAAAAAAUUCAUUUUUGUUUCCUAAUUUUUUUCCUAAGUUAUGGUAUUCUAAUUCCAACAAGGUGCCUUGCUAAUAUAUGUCUCCCAAAAGAACAUGUUGCAUUAUUUGUAUUUGGAGAUUCAUUAUUUGAUGUUGGAAACAAUAAUUACAUCAAUACUACUACUGAUGAUCAAGCAAAUUACUCACCGUAUGGUGAAACCUUCUUCAACUUUCCAACUGGUAGAUUCUCUGAUGGACGAGUAAUUCCAGAUUUUGUAGCUGAGUAUGCUAAGUUGCCAUUAAUUCAACCUUAUCUAUUUCCUGGUAAUCAACAAUAUGUUAAUGGAAUCAAUUUUGCAUCAGCUGGAGCUGGGGCUUUAGUAGAAACCCAUCAAGGAUUGGUGAUAGAUCUAAAGACUCAACUGACUUAUUUUAAGAAUGUGAAGAAGAUAUUGAGGCAGAGAUAUGGAAAUAAAGAAACCACAACUCUGCUAUCCAAAGCUGUUUACUUGAUUAACAUUGGAGUUAAUGAUUAUUUCCAAGAAAAUUCCAGCUUAUACACUCAUGAAAAAUAUGUAUCCAUGGUAGUUGGUAAUCUUACAACUGUCAUCAAAGGAAUAUAUGAUCUAGGAGGGAGGAAAUUUGGGAUUCUUAACCAACCACCUAAGGGUUGUUUUCCAUUCAUCAAGGCUUUUGUAAAUGGAACUAAAUCAGGUUCUUGCAUUGAAGAGUAUUCAGCACCUGCCAAAGUGCAUAACAUUGUGCUUUUUGAGGAACUUGAGAAGUUAAGGAAACAGAUCAAAGGAUUCAAAUAUUCAUAUUUCAAUUUCUUUGAUGUCUCGUUUGAAGUCAUAAACAACCCUUCCAAAUUUGGUUUGAAAGAAGGAGGAGUGGCAUGCUGUGGAAGUGGCCCUUAUAAAGGAUAUUACAGUUGUGGAGGUAAAAGAGAAGUGAAAGAUUAUGACUUAUGUAAGAAUCCUUCUGAAUAUGUGUUCUUUGAUGCUGUUCAUCCUACUGAAAGUGCUAGUAGGAUUAUUUCCCAAUUUAUGUGGAGUGGAAAUCUGAGUAUAAGUGGCCCAUACAAUCUUAAAUCACUAUUUGAAGAAUAGUUCAACCAUCCAUAUAUCAUAUGUUCACAUAGUAAAAAAAAAACAUACAUGUUCAUAUUAAAGAAUAAAGUUGUCUGUAUUAGUUAGAAGACAAAACAAAUGUAUUGUUGUUUUGAUGUGUAAAUGUAUGAAUAAGAAUAUUAUACAAA
Messenger RNA from Trifolium pratense (red clover), 1557 nucleotides. RefSeq names its product GDSL esterase/lipase 1-like. The transcript is spliced from 5 exons. The coding region runs from base 308 to 1408 and encodes 366 amino acids. The record is from RefSeq and is a predicted model, not a curated record. Lineage: Eukaryota; Viridiplantae; Streptophyta; Magnoliopsida; Fabales; Fabaceae. Gene Ontology annotation, molecular function: hydrolase activity, acting on ester bonds.